AUGUCGACGGCCUUCCUCGUCGAUAACAUCCUCAAUGACAAGGACGAUCAGACGGAUUCCUUGGUAUCGGAUUCCGAAUCAGAGGCCACGUCGACGGACCUAAAGGACUCACUGUGUGACUCACCGACGCGACUCGAGAUGCAGCUGAGUCAGCAGCCUGAGGAACGCCUCGGGCUGCCAGAGGACCUCAUAAGGACCUACACAAUGCUCAAUGGGCGAAUGACCUUUGAGGUGUGCUGCGCCAAGUGUGGGCACUUUUCUCGGCGCUCCAUGGACAGUGAUGUGGAUUUUAAGUGCGUCAAGUGCGGUGCGGCGGAAUUUGUCAAUGAGAAGGAGACGAUCCUCAAAGAAACCGCCAAACCUGUGCUCAAAUUCAGUGUAUCUGCGAUUUUAGGUGAUAAGAAGGACUGUGUCAAAGUUAGAAAUGAAUUCAUCCAACCGCAUAUCUGGCCUUACAUUCAACAUAAUUUAAUCCACCACAACCAAUUAGCGAAUCCCGGUUUCCUCGUGAAUGGCAAUCAGCAGCAACACAUUGUUGUGGGUGGUGAGGCGGACCCCCAUCAGCUGGGCCACGCGCCACCGCACCAAAAUGGGCUCCAACCGAACGGCGUGGACGGGGAUGAGGCACGACUCCAGCAUUCGCGUGACAACAAAGUCAUCGCAAAGCCGCUGGCCAGUCGUCCAGCACCCUUUCUCCAUCAUGGCCUCAACCACCCACACCUUCACUCCCUUCUGGCGCACUGCCGGAAUCCCUACAUGGGUGGUGGUACUGGACCUCAGGUGUUUCCCCUUCCACCAGGACAAGGUUUCCCGUGGGCACACUCAACACGAGGGAAACCCCGCCGAGGGAUGAUGCGAAGGGCUGUUUUCUCAGACUCACAGCGGAAGGGCCUCGAGAAGAGAUUUCAGAUGCAAAAAUACAUCAGCAAACCUGACCGGAAAAAAUUGGCUGAACGUCUGGGACUUAAAGAUUCGCAGGUCAAAAUUUGGUUCCAAAAUCGUCGAAUGAAGUGGCGCAACUCAAAGGAACGCGAGCUCCUGGCUAGCGGAGGUUCACGAGAUCAGACCCUUCCCAACAAGAACAACCCCAAUCCCGAUCUCUCAGACGCCAGAUGUGACCGCACUACAUCCCUAUCGCCUCCUUCAUCACCUAUGGAUGUUACACAGCAGGGAACACCCCCGAAAUCAUCUCCAGGCGACGCCCUGAAGCCCAAAUUUGAGAUGGGCUCGAAGUCUCCUGCUACGGACUCUGGGGAUGGCUUCAAGUUUGAUUUCUCCGAGGAGGCGCGUCACCAAAGGUCCCAAGUUUUCGGUGGCUUCUACGAACAUCCCGACGCCGCCAACUUUAAUGGCACCCUCCCACUAGGAAUGCCCGAUGGCGCCGAGGACAAGAGCAAAAUCUUUUACGAUGACUACGAAUCCAAUUCCGACAGUGACGAAGAGAUUAAUGUAACGUGACUGGCCUAGAUUAAUACCAUACUUUGGUCUCUUGGGGAUGAUCUCUACGAGUCCAGCAACAGACCAAAAUGUUUUUCUCGUGUGAGGUUCAUUUUACUAAAAAAAAAAAGAAUCUGCUUCAAGCAUAACCAAAUAAAAGAUUUCUCAAAAAAUCGC
Messenger RNA from Lutzomyia longipalpis, 1614 nucleotides. RefSeq lists its product as uncharacterized. Gene Ontology annotation, molecular function: DNA binding; DNA-binding transcription factor activity, RNA polymerase II-specific. Bases 1 to 1458 code for a protein of 485 amino acids. Lineage: Eukaryota; Metazoa; Arthropoda; Insecta; Diptera; Psychodidae. Gene Ontology annotation, biological process: regulation of transcription by RNA polymerase II. The transcript is spliced from 5 exons. The record is from RefSeq and is a predicted model, not a curated record.